AGAUAGCCUCCGCGCGGCACACGAUGCACGCUGUAUUCGCGACCACGAGCGCGGUCGCGCCCGCGACCGCGUCCGUCGGCCGUCGCCGCCCUCGCGGCGCCGCGCGCGCGGUCGCGACAACCGCGCGCGGCGUCUCGACUCCCUCUCCCAACGGUGGGCCGCGUCGCGACGCGCGUCGCGAGACGUCAAGGCGAUGGGCGGUAAGGUGGACCCGAAAGACACGUGGUGGCUCAAGUCGACCUCGAGCAACGACAACAUGAUCGACGUGAACGGCACGGAGGAGUUUCUCCAGGCGCUCAAGGAGGCUGGGGAUCGGCUGGUGAUCGUAGAUUUUUACGCGCGCUGGUGCGGCGCGUGCCGAGGGCUGUUCCCGAAGCUGUGCAAGAUCGCGAGCCAGGAGGAGAACAAAGACAUCUUGUUCGUGAAGGUUGAGUUCGACGACAACAAGGAGAUGUGCCGGAGCAUGGGGGUGAAGAUUCUGCCGUUUUUCCACUUUUACAAGGGCAAAGAGGGCAAAGUCGAGGAGUUCAGCGCGUCCAUAUCGAAGAUUAAACUUCUUCGGGAGAAGAUCGAAAAGCAUCACCCCGCGCCCGUGGGCGACAAGGAAGCCGAGCCCGUGGCGUGAUGUUCGAGAACACGAACGAGAGAGAAGAUAGCCCCGCGUUGAUUACGACCGACACACCGAGC
Messenger RNA from Micromonas pusilla CCMP1545, 687 nucleotides. RefSeq lists its product as uncharacterized. Bases 194 to 625 code for a protein of 143 amino acids. Lineage: Eukaryota; Viridiplantae; Chlorophyta; Mamiellophyceae; Mamiellales; Mamiellaceae. The record is from RefSeq and is a predicted model, not a curated record. The transcript has 3 exons. Gene Ontology annotation, biological process: cell redox homeostasis.